UAGUCAAACAGUGCCUGGAGAGAAGGAGCUUGGCUAUGAAGAGCGCCGCGCUGCGGUCUCUAUCGCCGCCUGCAGUUUCUACCGGAGCCCGGCUCCCUUUGCUAAGCCACGGCCCGUGAGCUUAGCGUAUCUCCACGGAGCUCGAACCGGGACCAUGAAGAUGACAGUGGACUUUGAGGAGUGCCUGAAGGACUCGCCGCGCUUUAGGGCGGCGUUGGAAGAUGUUGAAACAGAUGUAUCAGAACUUGAACUAAAGCUUGAUAAGCUGGUGAAGCUUUCCAUUGGAAUGAUCGAUGCUGGAAAAGCUUUCUGCGCUGCCAACAAGCAGUUUAUGAAUGGGGUUCGCGACCUGGCCAACUAUUCGAGCAAGGACGUAGUCAUUGAAAACAGCCUAACCAAGUUCUCUGACAGUCUUCAAGAGAUGGUCAAUUAUCAUACUAUCCUCUUCGACCAAGUCCAAAGAUCAAUCAAAACACAGCUUCAGACGUUUGUUAAAGAGGAUCUCAGAAAAUUCAAAGAUGCCAAAAAGCAGUUUGAUAAGGUCAGUGAAGAAAAAGAAAACGCACUGGUGAAAAAUGCCCAGCUGCCAAGAAACAAACAGCAUGAGGUAGAGGAAGCUACAAACAUCCUGGUAGCAACAAGAAAAUGCUUUCGACAUGUUGCUCUAGAUUACGUUCUGCAGAUCAAUGUACUUCAAUCCAAAAAAAGAUCUGAAAUCUUAAAAUCCAUGCUGUCGUUUAUGUAUGCCCAUCUAGCAUUCUUUCAUCAAGGUUAUGAUCAUUUCAGUGAGCUUGAGCCAUAUAUGAAGGACCUCGGCGCACAGUUGAAUUGUCUUGUUGUGGAUGCAGCAAAGGAAAAAAAAGAUAUGGAACUGAAGCACUCCACAAUUCAGCAAAAGGAUUUUUCUAAUGAUGAUUCCAGAGUUGAGUGUAAUGUUGAUGCAGCCAACGGUGUUGUUAUGGAAGGAUAUCUCUUCAAACGAGCUAGCAAUGCCUUCAAAACAUGGAACAGACGCUGGUUCUCUAUACAGAAUAGUCAAUUAGUGUAUCAGAAGAAAUUUAAGGAUAAUCCAACUGUCGUGGUUGAAGAUUUAAGACUUUGCACGGUUAAGCACUGUGAAGAUAUUGAAAGGCGUUUCUGCUUUGAGGUGGUCUCACCAACCAAGAGCUGCAUGCUUCAAGCAGACUCUGAGAAACUACGCCAGGCCUGGAUUAAAUCCGUUCAGACCAACAUUGCUACAGCAUACAGAGAGAGGGUAGAGGAGGUAGAGAAAGCAGACCGGAAGCCGCCGCUCUCUCCAGGUUCAGUUAUAAGCCCAGAAUCCGUAUCAAAGGAGAAGUUGGUUAAGGGGGAAAGUGCUCUGCAGCGUGUGCAGUGCAUUCCUGGAAACGCAUACUGCUGUGAUUGUGGCCUUCCAGAUCCCCGCUGGGCUAGUAUUAACCUGGGAAUUGCAUUAUGUAUCGAGUGCUCAGGGAUUCACAGGAGUCUUGGUGUCCACUUCUCUAAAGUAAGGUCUCUGACUCUGGAUACUUGGGAACCCGAGCUUAUAAAGUUAAUGUGCGAACUGGGAAAUGAUGUUGUAAAUGGCAUAUACGAAGCGCGAGUGGACAAAAUAGGUGUGAAAAAGCUUCAGAGUCCAUGCCAAAGACAGGAGAGGGAAUUGUAUAUUAAAGCCAAGUACGUGGAAAAGAAGUUUGUGGAUAAAUACGCAGAGUCCGCGCUAGCAGUGAGGAAGAAAAGCGCUUCACAAAGGAGCAGUGAGAACCGUAUCAGUGCAUCUGAUAAAAGCCUCCAUCCUGAAGAUCAUGCGCAGACACCUUCUAAGUUUCCAGUGAAAAGCAAUGACAGUGGUAUACAGUUCAGCGUUGAGGGGAGCCAGGAGCUGCUGGCAUCUGCAGUAUCUUCCAACAGUCUGUAUGGUGCAGAUAUAGACCAAAAGGAGGCAAAGCAGAAUUCCUCUGUAUUCCCGGACGCAGACCACCAGACAAAGAUUCUCCCAGGCCCGCAGUUGUACCAAGCUGCAUUUGAGAAAAACCUUCCAAGUAUGUCAGAAGCUCUAGCUCAUGGGGCAGAAGUGAACUGGGUCAACACAAAAGAAAACAAUUCCACUCCGCUUAUACAAGCAGUGCGUGGGGGAUCUCUAGUCACCUGUGAGUUCUUACUGCAGAAUGGAGCCAAUGUCAAUCAUCGUGAUAUCAAAGGACGUGGCCCCCUCCAUCACGCUACCAUGCUGGGCCAUACAGGACAAGUGUGUUUGUUCCUGAAACGAGGAGCAAACCAGCACGCUACAGAUGAAGACGGGAAGGACCCUUUAAGUAUUGCUGUAGAGGCUGCCAAUGCGGAUAUAGUGACUCUAUUGCGUUUGGCACGUAUGAAUGAAGAGAUGCGGGAAUCUGAAGGCCUUUAUGGACAGCCAGGGGACGAAACCUACCAAGACAUAUUCAGAGAUUUUUCAAACAUGGCAUCUAACAACCCAGAAAAGCUGAACAGAUAUCAACAAGAUUCUCCAAAGCAUUGAAUUGCACCAUUUCAAGGUGCUUAUGGGGGGC
This is a messenger RNA of Spea bombifrons (plains spadefoot toad), 2549 nucleotides long. RefSeq names its product ArfGAP with coiled-coil, ankyrin repeat and PH domains 2 (gene ACAP2). Lineage: Eukaryota; Metazoa; Chordata; Amphibia; Anura; Pelobatidae. The record is from RefSeq and is a predicted model, not a curated record. Gene Ontology annotation, cellular component: endosome membrane; cytoplasm. Gene Ontology annotation, molecular function: protein binding; GTPase activator activity. The transcript is spliced from 23 exons. Bases 155 to 2518 code for a protein of 787 amino acids.